Messenger RNA from Penicillium cinerascens, 474 nucleotides. RefSeq lists its product as uncharacterized. The transcript is spliced from 2 exons. Lineage: Eukaryota; Fungi; Ascomycota; Eurotiomycetes; Eurotiales; Aspergillaceae. Bases 1 to 474 code for a protein of 157 amino acids. The record is from RefSeq and is a predicted model, not a curated record.
AUGAAGCUCAACGUUGCCAUCGGCCUGGCUGCCGCUCUCUCUCUGGCUCCCAAUGCCGCCGGCUGGGCCCUGCCUGGAUUUGGCGGUAAUUCACACGCCACUCCUACCGCUCAUCUCUCCGGUGAACCCUCCGGUACGUCUACCGGUGUUCCCAGCGGCUUUCCCAGGUCACCUGUACGUCACCACGACGACGGCGGCCACCGUGGUGGUCGUCAUGGUCCUCACCACUCUAGCGCUGUCCCUACCACAUUCCCCUCCGGUGGUGCUCAACCCAGCGGCGGCUUCGGCGAAGUCCCAACUGGUUUUCCUUCUGGCUUCCCUCAGUCAAGCAGUGCCAGUAGCAUCCAGGGCGGUGGCUUCGGCGGUGGUAUGCCUAGCGAAACUCCCCGCGCUGGCCGAGGUGAGGGAUCUCAGCAGGGUAGCAAACAGUUUGAGCGGGUCCACGGUCGCCAGAUUCGCCCUAUCCAGGUCUAG